CUUUCGAAGACUUCUCUGUACCAUUAUGCCUGUAACAGCCCAGCAAGAACGCAUUACUCGAACUCAUGGUUCCACCAAUUUGGAAAGCGGAGAGUUCCGUGCUUCCCCACCAUCUGAGAUCGUCCCUGGGGUCCAGGGCGGCCAUGUUGACACUGCACCACAACAGGCCUCUACGCAACCUGGGGAUGGAAGUGAAGUCCGGGUUUCCAGAGCAUCCGACGACAGAAGCAAAGGCCUAUCCGGAACUUUCAACGGCAACAUUCCAUUCAAGGAACGAGUAGUCGGCGGCGCUCAAAAAAUCCGAGGAACCGUCUUAGGAAAGCCUGAUCUAAAAGAGCAUGGGCAAGCAAUAUUGGACGGAAGGACGACCCACGAAGCUGAUAAACAGAAAAGAGACUAAUCUUUCCUUGUACUAAUAAUACCAGCCGCAGUUAUUCGUGCCCUUUGCAUAGUCUACCUCAGUAAUUAUCAUUGCUGACGUGGCCAUCGCUUCGACAAAUAUUCUCUGCUUCCGUAUUUACGUUGUUACCUUUCGAAAAUGGGAAUGGCUGGGUACAGUCCAGCCUGCUUGCAUGAUUUCGCA
Messenger RNA from Coprinopsis cinerea okayama7#130, 583 nucleotides. RefSeq lists its product as hypothetical. The transcript has 6 exons. Lineage: Eukaryota; Fungi; Basidiomycota; Agaricomycetes; Agaricales; Psathyrellaceae. The record is from RefSeq and is a predicted model, not a curated record. Bases 26 to 400 code for a protein of 124 amino acids.